Messenger RNA from Entamoeba histolytica HM-1:IMSS, 1896 nucleotides. Its product is annotated as Rho guanine nucleotide exchange factor, putative. The record is from RefSeq and is a predicted model, not a curated record. Gene Ontology annotation, molecular function: metal ion binding; guanyl-nucleotide exchange factor activity. Bases 1 to 1896 code for a protein of 631 amino acids. NCBI's taxonomy places the organism in Eukaryota, Evosea, Mastigamoebida, Endamoebidae. Gene Ontology annotation, biological process: intracellular signal transduction. The transcript has a single exon.
AUGAGUGAAUCAAUAAACGUAAUAGAUCCAUUAACAAAACCAAUUGAAAAGAAUAACACGAAUAAAGAAAAAGAAGAAGGAAAAAUAAAAGAAAGAAUAAGUAAAAGAGAAAGAAUAGUAGAUGAGAUAUAUACAACAGAAGAAAGUUAUGUUAAUACAUUAGAACAAUGUAUUGAAUAUUAUUAUAAACCAUUUCUUCAAUGUAAUGAAUUAAAUGAAACAAGAAAAAAUGAAAUAUUUUUAUAUUUACCAGAAGUACUUUCAACAGCAACAGCAUUUUUAAAAGAUAUGGAAAGUUAUAGAAAUAAUAAAACAUUAGAAAAUAAAGUAGUUGAUUGCUUUAAAAGGUUUAUACCAUAUUUAAAAGUAUAUAAAAUGUUUAUUGGAAAUAAUGAAAUUUGUUUACAUGCAUUAGCUGCAAUAGAAAAAAGUCCAAUUGUUGUUUCAUUUCUUGAACAAUGUCGUAUUAAAAUUCCUAGUAAAAGCCAACAACCAUUACGUUCUAUUCUUAUUAUGCCAGUUCAACGUAUUCCUCGAUAUGUUUUAUUAUUAAAAGAUCUUUUAAAGAAUACUGAUGUUAAUCAUUCUCAAUAUCCUAUUAUUCAAGGUGUUUUAAAAGAAGUAGAAGAAUUAGCUCAAGUUUGUAAUGCUGCUUUAUUAAAUACUGAAAGAAUGUUAAAAAUGUUUAAAAUAAGAGAUUCUAUUCGUGGAUAUUCUGGAGAAUUAGUUAAUUCUUCUCGGUAUUUUGUUAAAGAAGGUUUUCUUACUAAACAAUGUAGAAAAACUCCUAAACCAAGAUAUUUCAUUUUAUUUAAUGAUCAAUUAAUUUAUGGAACUGAAACUAUGGGUAUUGUUACUGUUUCUGAUGAUAGAAUCAUUGACUUAUUAGAUUGUAUUAUUACUGAUAUUCAAGACUCUUCUACUCGGAAGUUUGCUUUUCAAAUUCAAUCAGGUAAUCGUAGUUUUGUUGUUUUUGCUAAAAAUCAAGAAGAUAAAAAAGAAUGGUUGGAUGCUUUAAAUAAGUCUAUUGAAAAACAAAAUGGUACUAUCACUGCUAAAAAUACAAGAAGUACUGUUGUUCGUCCUGUAUUUAAACCUGACAGUGAAGCAUCAAACUGUGAAUUGUGUCAUAUAGAUUUUACUUUUGUAAGAAGAAGACAUCAUUGUAGAGCAUGUGGAAGAUGUAUUUGUGGAGAAUGUAGUAAAUGGAAAAUGCCAAUUCCACCAAAUAAUACAUUAGAAAGGGUAUGUGCAAAAUGUUUUGAUUUAUAUAAUAAAAAUCGAUUAAAACAAAAAGAUAUAUCAACAAGAGAAAAAAGAUUAGAUACUGAAAUGUCAAAACGUUCUAUCUUUGAACAACAAAAGAUUUUAUCUGGAGGUGAUAUUAAUGACUCUGAACAAAAUGACGAUUGGCAAGAAUUUGAAGAUAUUGAGUUUGAUAAACAACCUUCUCCUCGAUCUCUUUCUUCUACUUCUGUUCCUCCUACUCAACCUAAACAUUCUCCUUCUCCAGUUGUUGGUAAUACUCCUCAAAAAAUUCAAUUACAACAUAGUAGCUCAAUGCAAACACUUCCUUCUUCACAUCUUCCUGAACCAAAAAGAAAACCUCCUCUCCCUCCAAAUAAACCAAUUCCAACUCCACAACCUAAACAACAACUUUCACAUUCAGCAGUUGGUUUAUCUUCUUCUAAUCUUUCAGUUACACAACCUCCAAAAAAAAUACCUCCACAAGUUCCAAAUAAAUCAAGAACAAGUGAAUCUACCUUAACUCAAUCUACACCUUUACAUCAAAAAAGUACUUCACGUUUAUCUCAAACUAAUAGAUUAUCUUAUAAAUCACGUCCUUUACCUCAACCACCAGUAAAAUCUGAAACUUCAAAACCUGAAAUUAUUUAG